Messenger RNA from Quercus robur (English oak), 737 nucleotides. RefSeq lists its product as uncharacterized. The transcript has a single exon. The record is from RefSeq and is a predicted model, not a curated record. Gene Ontology annotation, cellular component: ribosome. Gene Ontology annotation, biological process: translation. NCBI's taxonomy places the organism in Eukaryota, Viridiplantae, Streptophyta, Magnoliopsida, Fagales, Fagaceae. Gene Ontology annotation, molecular function: 5S rRNA binding; structural constituent of ribosome. The coding region runs from base 190 to 555 and encodes 121 amino acids.
GUCAUGUGUAUAUAUAUAGUCUGCAGUUUGCACUUUAGAUCCCUCACACAUGAUACCAAUAAAUAAACAUUUAAAAAAAGAAGAAGAAGAACUGCGAUAUGAACACAAUACAAUACAAUCUCAUACACAUAUUUACAUCCGACCCAUUCGGUAUAAAAUAUUAAGCAAUCAUAGCCAGAUCUGAAAAAAAUGUACACCAACCCCAACCACCAGCUCCGCCUAGUCCUCUCAUGCCGCAAGCUGACAGCACAGGUGACUCAACCCACCACCGCCUCCAUCAUCGCCAUGGCUUCCUCUUCAGAGCAAGAGUUUGUCCCACUCUACCGCGCCAGACUCAACCGCUUCCCACGCCAUAACCGCCUCUGGGACUCCAGAACCGCCGCCCGCGUCGGCGACAAGCUCGCCCUCCGCCUCCAGGACAUCCGUGUCUCCGCCGUGUCCAUCGAUCUACAGGAAGAGCUCUCUCGCCCUCUACACCUCCGCCAGUUGGUGCUUCCGUUGUUUGAUUCCGUGCGCCGCGCAGGUGUCCUGGUUCAUGGAGCUGAGAAGUUGUAGGUCGGUGCUGAUGUCCAGUAUUAGGAAUGGACGGUCAGGAUUUUAAGGGAGACUAAUUGUCUCUAGAAAUUUUUUUUUUUGCAUUUUUAUUUAUUUUUUGUUUUCAGGAGUUUGUAGAAACAUAGCAACUUGUAAUAAUAAUCCUUAUUUUAUAUAUAUAUAUAUAUAUAUAGUUUGACUUU